Messenger RNA from Solanum stenotomum, 3797 nucleotides. Its product is annotated as putative pentatricopeptide repeat-containing protein At5g52630. NCBI's taxonomy places the organism in Eukaryota, Viridiplantae, Streptophyta, Magnoliopsida, Solanales, Solanaceae. The record is from RefSeq and is a predicted model, not a curated record. Gene Ontology annotation, molecular function: zinc ion binding; protein binding; RNA binding. Gene Ontology annotation, biological process: RNA modification. Bases 136 to 2529 code for a protein of 797 amino acids. The transcript is spliced from 2 exons.
ACCAAGAUACCACUAGUUAAUUUGAAGAUUGCAAAUCCAAAAAUUAUAUGAGACAAAGUAUGCAAUUCUAAACAUGAUAUGAACAAAUUAAUUUUCCUAAUGAAAAUUUUAUGUUCAUACUAGCAGUAUCACCAUAUGUCUGUGCAACUUCAUCGCACGAUUCAAACCUUUGCAAGUUCUAUCAUACGAAAACCAAAAUGUUCUUUACUUGACAAAAAUAAAAAAUUGAAUGAGUUGUCAAAACUGGGUCAAACUGAUGAAGCACGAAAGAUGUUUGAUAAAAUGCCUGAGAAAGACGAGUUUACAUGGACUACAAUGGUUGCGGCAUAUGCCAAUGGAGGGAGGCUUGUUGAAGCAAGGCAAGUGUUCGAGGAGAUCCCAAUUAAGAGUUCAAUUACUUGGUCUUCUCUUAUUUGUGGAUACUGUAAGCAUGGUUUUGAAAUUGAAGGAUUUGAAUUUUUUUGGCAAAUGCAAAGUGAGGGGCAUAGGCCUAGUCAGUUUACAUUGGGAAGUAUUUUGAGAAUGUGCGCGAUAAAAGGUUUGCUUUCGAGAGGUGAACAGAUACAUGGAUAUGCUAUUAAAACUUGUUUUGAUAUGAAUGUUUUUGUAAUGACUGGACUUAUUGAUAUGUAUGCGAAGUCUAAGCGUGUCUUGGAGGCUGAGUGUAUUUUUCAAAUUAUGUCUCAUGGGAAAAAUCAUGUUACUUGGACUGCUAUGAUUAAUGGGUAUUCUCAAAAUGGUGAUGCAUUAAGAGCAAUUCAGUGUUUUAGCAGCAUGCGUGCAGAAGGGAUUGAGGCGAACCAGUAUACAUUUCCAGGUGUUUUGAGUUCAUGUGCUGCACUCACUGAUAUUAGAUUUGGAGUGCAGGUACAUGGCUGUAUUGUUAAUGGUGGUUUUGAGGCCAACGUGUUUGUUCAAAGCUCGUUAAUCGACAUGUAUUGUAAAAGUGAAGAUUUGCACAGUGCUAAGAAGGCAUUGGAACUGAUGGAGGUAAAUCAUGCAGUUUCUUGGAAUUCCAUGAUACUUGGGUAUGUGAGGAAUGGAUUUCCAGAUGAGGCACUGUCUCUGUUCAAAAAGAUGUAUGCUUGUGAUAUGGAAGUGGAUGAGUUUACGUACCCUUCAGUUCUGAAUUCCCUUGCUUGUAUGCAGGAUCCCAAAAAUGGGAAAUGUCUUCAUUGCUUGGUUGUUAAAACUGGAUAUGAGAGCUACAAGCUUGUUAGUAAUGCACUUGUUGAUAUGUAUGCCAAACAGGGAGACCUAGCUUGUGCGAUUAAUGUUUUCAACAGCAUGGUUGAGAAGGAUGUAAUCUCAUGGACAUCACUUGUCACUGGUUGUGCUCACAAUGGCUUUUAUGAAGAAGCUCUGAAAUUAUUCUAUGAGAUGAGAACGGCUGAAAUUAAACUAGACCAAAUUAUCAUUGCUAGUGUUCUAAGUUCUUGCUCAGAGUUGGCACUACAUGAACUUGGGCAGCAAGUUCAUGCGGAUUUUAUUAAAUCUGGCCUUGAGGCAUCAUUAUCAGUUGAUAAUUCUCUUAUGACAAUGUAUGCCAAUUGUGGGUGCCUUGAAGAUGCCAAAAAAGUAUUCAUCUCAAUGCAAAUGCAUAAUGUGAUCAGUUGGACUGCUCUCAUAGUGGCUUAUGCCCAGAAUGGCAAAGGAAAGGAGUCUCUGAGAUUUUUUGACGAGAUGAUUGCGAGUGGAAUAGAACCUGACUUUAUUACAUUUAUAGGCCUGUUGUUUGCCUGCAGCCAUACAGGCCUUGUUGACGAUGGAAAGAAGUACUUCGCUUCAAUGAAGAAAGAUUAUGGGAUAAGACCAGGCCCUGAUCACUAUGCAUGUAUGAUCGAUCUUUUGGGCCGUGCGGGGAAAAUACAGGAGGCUGAGAAGUUAGUUAAUGAAAUGGAUAUUGAACCUGAUGCUACUGUGUGGAAAGCGUUGCUUGCUGCAUGUAGAGUACAUGGGAACACAGAUCUAGCAGAGAAAGCUUCAAUGGCCCUCUUUCAGCUGGAACCACAAGAUGCUGUCCCUUAUGUUAUGUUGUCAAAUAUCUAUUCUGCUGCUGGAAAAUGGGAAAAUGCAGCAAAACUUAGAAGAAAAAUGAAUUCGAAGGGUUUAAACAAAGAGCCUGGUUAUAGUUGGAUUGAGAUGAAUGGAGUGGUGCACACAUUUAUAUCUGAGGAAAGAAGUCAUUCAAAGAGUGAUGAAAUUUACUCAAAACUUGAGGAUGUUAUUGCAUUGAUAAAGGAAGCUGGAUAUGUGCCAGACACAAUUUUUUCUCUCCAUGAUAUCAAUGAAGAAGGAAGGGAACAAAGUCUUUCUUAUCACAGUGAGAAAUUGGCUAUUGCUUUUGGGCUUCUUUAUGUGCCAAAAGGAGUACCAAUUCGGAUUUUGAAGAACCUUCGUGUAUGUGGUGACUGCCAUAAUGCAAUGAAAUUCGUGUCAAGAGUUUUUGAUCGACAUAUUAUUUUGCGAGAUUCAAAUUGUUUUCAUCAUUUUAAGGAAGGGAUAUGUUCUUGUGGGGAUUAUUGGUAGAAAACACUCCUUUAAAUUGUUGUGGCUCUUGUUUCCUUUGCGCUUGGAAAGAUAAGAACAUUCAAUUUUAUUGAUUGGGUUUGCAGCUCAAUCCAAGGUUUACAGUUCACAUCUGUAUAUUACUAACUGCUAACAAUGCAGAUCAUUUAUUCGAAAAUGGAAACUAAAAGUUAAAAGUUUUAUGCAGCUCAAUGUGAAUGAUAAGAUUUAUUGAAAUUGAUUGCUCUCUGAGACUUAUAUGAGAGUCGACCCCUUGUCCUUAUUUUGCAGCACUCUCCCACGGCAGGCACCAAUUGCCACUCCCCGGCAUCUGGGAGAUAACUUGUCCUCAUUCUGAGAAAUAUUUUUGACUCCGUGAAGGCAGGGUCUGAUGAUCCUGAAGAAAGCUUCGUUCUACAUGAUUAUGUGAUGAGUUUUCCUACACAGGAACUUGUUGCUUUCCCACCUUGCAAGCAUAUGGUAACGUGGAUAAUAUUUCAUAAACCCGUGCUCAUUGCCUGCCUUCGGUUUUCUGGGGGGCCUCAGUCCCAGUCUUUAUUGUGAGCAUAUGACAAGAGCAUAAUAUUUCAUAAAGCCUAUUGUUCAUUACCUGCCUUAGGUUGUAUGGACCAGAAGAAAAGCACAUGUUAUUGAAUAAAGUAUGUUCAUCAUUCCCAAGUCCUCUAUGACAACAGAGCCCUUUCCAUUGAAGUCAAUGAGCCUUUCCUAUUAUGGGAGCAAGCAUGGUACCAUAACUACACACAUUUCUUGGUACCAUCCCCUAUGGAGUGGAUGAAAACGAAACACAAAAAAAGCUGAUAAUGUUCUCGAUCGAGGCAGUAAUUAGCGAUCAGGAUCUCCAACAAGACUAUGGGACAGGUUUGAAAGGCACAUUCUCUUUUGUUUGAUCCGGGAUACUCAACUUGUUUCUUGGCAAGAGACUUAAAAAUAGGUUCACAAAAAAUAAGUUAAAAGUAAAAAACAAGUCUAUUGAUAGAUUGAUUAGAAUGUCAUAAUAUCGUUGUUGUGAUAGUUAUAUCUGUGAUGGUGUACUCUCAUUUUAUAGAUCAAAUAGUUGUCUGUUACCAAUUCAUAAUCCAUCUAUACCACAUGCCUAGUACUUUGUGCAGUUGUCAAUAAGUAGACCUAUCUUGAUUGUCCUUAUUUAUUGAAUAGAGAUGUAAUCUCCCUGGUUCAAAUUAGCUGUGAUCACAGGACCACAAAAUUGUACUUAUUUAGGUGCUGAUUUUUAUAAGAGAGAUUGUACUUGAUGUUAGCUAGUGCUUUGA